AAGUUGACGUUGACAAUUUAGACACGGGCCUCAAGCUAGAGCUGGGCAUCAGUAUCGUAUAUGUACCGUACAUUCCAAAUUUUUACUUUAAAGCUGUCUUGCUGUCGGGCUUCAGCGCGGUCGAUAUUUAAAAAUCUAGUGGCUUGGAAAACAAUUGAAUGUUGGUUUGUAACGAUUGUUGUUUCUAAAUAAGGGACAUACAUUGUUCAUUCUGUGAUUUAUCAAAAAAAAAUGGCAGACGAAAACCCACAACAGCCUAUGGAUCAGGAGGAAGCCAAUACGUCAUCGGGUAGUGCGCAGCCCCCUCCGCCCAAUAAUGAAUUACAGGCCUUAAAAGGCCAAUUAGACCAUGUCCUGCAGGGCAUAAAUUACAUGGCCGAGCGGCUAAAGUUUUUAGAGGAAAAACAAAAUGAGGCCUCUAAGGAGAGGGAGGAAGAGAAAAAAAGAAAAGAAGAGGAAGAGCGGAGGGAAAUCCAAAGGAGAGAGGAACAAAGAAUCCAUAGGGGCCGCGCCCGAAUAUUUAGGGGCCGCAUAGGGAGGGGGCCAUAUGAGGGUCCUUCCGAUGGAGCAGAAAGGGCAGAACCGAGAGGAGGGUGGAGGGGCCGGGGAGGAAGAAGGGGCAGUAGGGGAACGUGA
Anthonomus grandis grandis is the source of this 636-nucleotide messenger RNA. RefSeq lists its product as uncharacterized. The record is from RefSeq and is a predicted model, not a curated record. The transcript has 5 exons. NCBI's taxonomy places the organism in Eukaryota, Metazoa, Arthropoda, Insecta, Coleoptera, Curculionidae. The coding region runs from base 232 to 636 and encodes 134 amino acids.